Ambispora leptoticha is the source of this 985-nucleotide messenger RNA. The record is from the annotation of a GenBank genome assembly. Lineage: Eukaryota; Fungi; Glomeromycota; Glomeromycetes; Archaeosporales; Ambisporaceae.
AUUUGAACAAGAAGUCAAAGAAGAUAAGUCCUACAUCUUCAUCAACUCACUCUCACCAAUCACCCGUUCUCAAGUACAAGUCAACUCAACACACGCUUCCCCGCAACCAUUUUUCAAGCUCCCUUUUCCACCUGCGUUCUCCAUCAAAGACUUGAUUUCUAAUUCAAAGUCACGUAAAAGUAAGAGCAAGCAGUUGCCAGCUCCACCGAAUGCUUUUAUAAUUUAUCGUCGUGCAUUUGUUAAAGCCGCGAGAGAAGAGGGACAUCAAUUGCCGAUGACAGUAAUCUCAAGUAUGGCUUCAAAAUCUUGGGCACUUGAAUCGGUAGAAGUUAAGAAAGAGUAUAAGCGUGUUGCGAAGGAAGCCAGGAAAGAGCAUAGAGCUCAAACUUAUAAUAAAUUCCAAGCAUUGAGAAAUCGCGAUGGUGGGGAAUGUGAUAAUGAAGCUGUAAAAGGAGAUGAAGAUGCUUCCAUGAGAAACCCUCCAUAUGAGGUAGAUGCGAAAAAGAAAAAUAGUGAGGAAGCUAUUGUAGAGGAGGGGGUAAAAUCGCUGGCUGAUGAUGAUUUUAUGUCAUUAACAAACGCUAUAUUAGAAUCUGAGAAGCAGAUCGAACAAGCUAACUUUUCUUUAGCGUCAACUUAUUUAAACAAUGAUAAUAACGUUGGUGUGCUAGAUGAUUUUUAUACUAAUAACAAUGAUAAUGUAAAUUUGAAUAAUACGACAACUUCAAUAUCACUAAAUUAUCAAAUAGCUGAUCCAAACUAUUUUGAUUUUUAUGAACAAUUAUUAUUCCCUACUGAUCAAUCAUCAAUAGUACUUGAUUUCGAUCAAGACAACUUCAACAGCGAUAACACAAUUGCCCAAUCUACUAACAUCAACGACAUCACAACUGAAGCUCUCAAUGACGAACAUUCCAAAGAAAUGUCAAACAAUACAGAUAUUUAUUGCACGAUAUUUGGUCCCGAUUUGUACAAUUUUUGUGAAUGA